CAAGUGCGGGGUCGCGCGUCGUCGAGUCCAGUCGAGUCCGGACCCUGCCGCUCGCAGAAAUGGCCUUCUCCGGAUGCCUCCAUCGACCAUCCCAGUCUCAUCGCACGGGCGAAGCGCGGCCAGUGGGUCUGAAAUAAGGGCUCUAACAAAUCCCCCUGGCUGUGUUUGCAUCUAGCCGAGGUGCUCUACACAAAUCAUGUUUCGUCUCGGCCGCUUCCGGUCCGAUCCAUCUGUCAAUGACAGCGCCGACGAUGACAGCCCGCAGAACCAUCCAAGAACUCUCCCUUCGAAGGCCUCUAUUAGUCAAGGAAGUAUGAACUCAUUGGGGUCAAGCGCUGGGGACUCCGAUGUCGCGAUUCGGACUCGUCCAAGGCCACAGCUGCGUACCAGCUACACAUCGUCGUCCUCGUUCAGCUCCCGCCCCGAGGGGAGCGGCAGUGGCGCCGCCGCCCCAGACCCCCUUGGCCUCCAGCUCGUGCACAAGGUUGAUAGCUCUGUCGGCGACAUUGUGUUUGUGCACGGGCUGGGUGGUUCUGCAUGGCGUACCUGGUCGUGGAAUCGCGACCCGACUCUGUUCUGGCCCGACUGGCUUGCUGAAGAGGGCGACGUGCUCGCCAACUUCGGAGUCUGGACCUUUGGUUACAAUGCAGGCUUCCGAGGAGCAGCGACAAACCUGACCAUACUGGACUUCGCCAAGGAUCUGCUUCUGCAGCUCAUCACGGCGCUCGACGAUGGCCAAGAUCGCGCAGCGGACUUGAACCUGCAAAGGCCCAUCAUCUUCGUCGUCCAUUCCAUGGGAGGCCUCGUUGUGAAGAAGGCCUACACGAUGGGCAAGCAUGACGACCAGUACGCUGGGCUUGUAUCCAGAAUCAAGGCAAUCCUGUUUCUAGCCACUCCUCAUCGGGGCUCUCAAUAUGCCAAAAUCCUGAAUACCAUCUUGUCGACUACCCCCCUCGCUACGUCCUCAAAAGCCUAUAUUGCAGGACUGGACAUGCAAUCCGACACCAUCCAGGACAUCAACGAGGCCUUCCGACAACACAGUGAUGGCUUGUUGCUGUACUCUUUCUACGAGAACUUGAAGACAACCAUCGGUUUCACAAAAGCAAUGAUUGUGGAUAAGUCUUCAGCUGUUCUGGGGUACCCCUCGGAAAUGUCGGUUGGCAUGAACGCCGACCACCACAACGUUUGCAAAUAUAAGGAUAGAUCGGAUCCGAACUUUCGAACGGUCAGGGGUGUCUUGAAGAGAUGCGCGCUCGAUUGUGCGCCACGCACUGUUCCUGCCCCUAUCAACAUCACAGUGCCAUUUGCCCCUGAGAUCUCUUCGACUCUUGAUGCUGAACAGCGGAUAGCCGAUGUUUUCGGCCUCAGGGGUAUUGUCGACGACACCGGGGCUGGAACGAGCACCACCGGACCUGGCACAUCCGGGAGCUGGCUUUUCGAGAGACGAGAGUUUCAAAGCUGGCUGCCAGGUCCCGGGGACGAGACCGGAUGUCAGCAGUUUCUCCUCGUGGGCCUCCCGGGGACGGGCAAGACAGUCCUCUCCCGGAUGACGGUGAAUCGCCUCAAAUCGAUGGGCCUGAAUGUUCAGCACCACUUUUUCGAUCGCACAAACCACCUGAAACGAACGAGGCAGUUUUGCUUCCACUCCCUAGCUGCGCAGCUGGCUCUCACCAACAAGUUGUUCAGAGACGAAGUGCUUCGGCUUCAUGACAAUACGGGAAUUUCAUUCGACCUACGGGACUCUAGUAUGGAUUUUCAGACAGUUUGGGAGCGCUUCUUUGAAGGAAUUCUAUUCCAGAUCCGCUUGGAAAACCCCAUUGUCUGGGUUCUGGACAGCAUAGACGAGUCUGACGCUCCCAGUCUCCUGCUACCGCGACUCACUGCCAUUCAGUCCCGGAGCCCGAUACGCAUUUUCACCACAAGCAGGCCUCUGAAGGGGCUCCCAUCCUGGGACCAGACCAGGACGCUGACGUAUUUCAUGCGGCCCUCGGAUACGACGGAAGACAUGGCCAACUACGUCACCAAAGCGGUUCAGGACAGCGUCCCAGAUGAUCCCGUUACACAGAAGUUCGUGAGGGACGAGAUUCUUUCGAGGGCCACUGGCUCUUUCCUCUGGGCACGGCUAGCCUUGGAAAUCAUACAGGAUAGCUGCCACAUCAAGAACGACAUACUCGCGGCACUCACAGAGGUCCCGAAGGGGAUGGCGGCAAUGUACAGCCGGAUGAUGGCUGUGAUGGAGGAGCAGCCGCCUCGUAACCGAAACCUCGCAAAAAGGGUGCUGCAAUGGGUUGCGUGCAGUGUCAGAGCCUUGUACGUGGACGAGAUCGCCGCGGCUUUGCAGCCCGAGUUUGGCGAGUUCGUGAACCUGGCCGUCUCCCUCACGCAGAUAUGCGGGCACUUCAUCACGGUCGACCGCUCCGAGCCCGGCCGUCCCAAGGUGUCCCUCAUCCACACGACCGCGCGGGAGUUUCUGCUCCAUGGUGGCGACGACGGCAAGCCGCCCUACAUCGACGCAAAGAAGGCUCACGAAUAUGUUGCCCUGGCCUGCUUGGGCUACCUCAGCGACGACCAGUGGAAGAGGCGAUUUGGCGCCAUACCGCCCACAUGGGGACAGGCGGAGACCUCGACGGGCUCGGAGCGACUCGCAGAGAUAAUGAGGGAACACGCCCUUUUGGAAUACGCGGCUUCACAGUGGGCAUAUCACCUGUCGCGCUCGGGCGUCGACAGCUCUGCUCUGAUCGAAGCCCUGGAGAGUUUUCUGCUUAACUACUGCCUCUCCUGGAUUGAAGGGAUCGCCCUUUCGCAAAGAAUGGCAACUCUGGUUCGGUCGGCAAAGUCCCUCAAGAAAUUCGCCAAGAAGUCGAAUCGCCACUUCCUCCUCGACCCCAAGCAGACCAUGUACAACAUUUCGGCGGCGACGAGCCCGGUGAGUCCGGUCACCCAGGACUCGCUCGACUGGGUCCAGCUUUGGGCGACGGACUUUAUCCGGAUCGCCGGCAAGUUCGCCGCCAACCUUGUCUGCAGCCCCUCCUCGGUCUACCGGAACAUCCCUCCGAUGUGCCCUGCACAGUCCAUGAUCGGCAAGACGUUUAGCGGCUCCAUGCCGCCGUUCGCCAGGUCUGAUCACUUGUCGGUGAGUGGCCUGUCGUCCGAGACCUGGGACGACUGCCUCGCCAGCGUCGUGGUCGGCAACGACGAGUUCGUCAACGGCGUGCUCGCGACCGAGAGCUACUUCUUCACCCUAGUCAGCAGCGCCGGCUGCAUCACCGCCUGGAGCGCCCACACCUGCGAGAAGUUGCGCAGCUUCAAUCAUGGGGAGUACGUCCCCGUGAUGGCCGUCGGGCGAGCCGGCAACAAGCUGGCCGCUUCAGGCUUCAGCUCCUAUUCUAUCUGGGAGGUUUCCACAGGGCGGAGACUGCACAGGAUCCCCAAAACCCAUGAUGCCAUUGUACGAAGCCUGGCGUUUGGCCCCGGCGAGACCGAGAUCAAAGCAGCACUCGACGACUGCACAAUACAGUCGAUAGACCUGGAGUUAGCCAAGGUCGAAGCCGUGCAGCUCGAAGGCCUUGGCCUGGACCUGGGGUACCAGGGAUCGCCUUGGAGGCAGGCACUCAGCCCCGACCUUACUAGGGUGGCCAUGGCGUGGCGCGGGCGGACUCCCAUCGUGGAGGACCUGCGGAGCCGGGGCAAGCAGCCGCUGAGAUGCCGCAGCCGCGGUUCCUCGGACCCCCUGAUGUACCCCGAGCAGCUAGUGUGGCACCCAGACGGUAGCCAAUUGAUGAUUCUCUGCAACGACACCAGCCUCUGGGAAUGGAGGCUCUCAGACGACGACAUCCUCGAGCAUCCCAACGUCCGGGCCCGCGACCUGGCAAUCUCGGAGGACGGGUCUCUCCUCCUCACGAUCGAACACACCGGCACCAUCAGCAUCUGGGCGACCCCGCACCUAAACCUCCUAUACCGGCUGGUCAACAGCGGCGAUCCGAGCGCCGCGGCGGCCUUCAGCCCCGACAGCCAGCGCUUCUACGAUGUGCGCGGGUCGAUCUGCAGCGCCUGGGAGCCGGACGCGCUCGUGCGGUCCGACGACCACGACAACGAGGACGCCACGAGCACUGCGGGCAGCUCCAUGCUGACGGAGCCCGUGAUAUCGGCCCAGCUUAGUCCGAACUCGACCAUUACUGCUAUCGCCAUGGGGCCCGCGGACAAGUUCUUUGCCUGUGCGCGUGAGGACGGGUCCGUCAUCAUCCACGACUCCCUCGACGGCGGGAAGCGGCUGCGUAAGGUGCACUCGCACCCUCCUUCCUCCGAGGUGUGCUUGCUCGUGUGGUCGACUUCUGGAAAGUACCUGGCCUCCUGUGACGAAUCCGGACAUCUCAUCGUGAAGAAGCUCCAGACCAAGGAGGAGGACAAGCCCGCAGCCAACGAAGCCGGCGGCAGAAUAAGCGGACCAUAUCGUGCUGCCGAGGCUGGCUUUAAGGGCAGAUGGGCGGUGUUUCCAGCUCUAGACUGCCGUCUCGGCGAGCCCGCCAGGCAGCUCAUCUUCCACCCGGACGAGAAGCUGAUCUGGAUCAGCACCGGCCGGAGGGAGCGGCUCUGGGACCUAAAGAGCAAGAAAGAGGUGUUCGCCUCUCCGCCCCGCGAGGGAAGGGAGCAGUGGCACUGGCGUCAGCACCCGAUGCAGCCGGAUCGCCUCCUCUGCUUCCGUGGUCUGGAAGGCCACGCUGUAGACUGGCUGUCGGGGAGGGAUCUAGAUGUAGACGCCGCAGCUGUACAGACAGGGGCAGGCGUCGAGGAAUCCAGCCCGCUUCUUUCACCAGACGGAGGCCAGGGGGAGCCCGCAAGACACCGCUCGCCGAGCCCACAUAGGUUCUGCCGCUGCAAAAACGUCAUCUGGUCGGCCACGGUAAGCGACGGACACCAUAUAAUCCUAGCCUUGUCAACGGCCGAUGACCCCUGGGCGAUGACUUCUCACGCGGGGGUCGAGCUGCAUCUUGUAAACAUCCAACAGUCCCCAAGGGACGUUGGCGCGGCAGCGGUUACCUCACCCACUUUAAACCGGUCUUCCAGGGAUGGUCAGCGCAUAAAUCAGCCGGAGAUACCAGCAGAGAUAUGCUCCAGAGUCAGGCUACUCCUUGGAUCGAGAGGGUCCAGUUUGAUCUUUCUAGGGCUCGACGGUUGGGUCUUCUCGUACGACACCGGCUCGAUAGGAACCAUGUCAGCCACGAGGGGUGGUGGUGGCACUUCAGGCAAGACGAAUCCGAGGUCGGACCUGGACCUCGUCGGGCUGCGGCGGCAUUUCUUCCUGCCCCGGGACUGGCUCAACACCACGACGGCGCACAUGGCGUGUGUUGGAGCCGGCGGAGACGCGACCUUCUUCUGCCCGAAGCAGGGAGAGGUGGCCAUUGUAAAGAACGGCCUGCGCUUUUGAGUUUGAAGCUGGAGAAAGUAUAGCUCAUAUACAUAGAGAAAGAUGCUGUAUGACCGGAACUGCGUAGCCCACUGAAGGAAUCAUUGGCACUGACGCCGAGCCCUCCGUGAGUCCUACAGACAACAGCAACAAGUGAUCUUGUGGGAAUACUGCCGAGACCCGCACAGCCCGACAGUUGAUGGCAGAGUUUAGGUCGAAAUUUAAAGUUGGG
Messenger RNA from Gaeumannomyces tritici R3-111a-1, 5636 nucleotides. Its product is annotated as NACHT and WD domain-containing protein. The record is from RefSeq and is a predicted model, not a curated record. The transcript has 4 exons. Bases 197 to 5425 code for a protein of 1742 amino acids. Gene Ontology annotation, molecular function: protein binding. Lineage: Eukaryota; Fungi; Ascomycota; Sordariomycetes; Magnaporthales; Magnaporthaceae.